UAUAUUUGUUUCAGGAAAAAAUAGCCUGAAGAAGUCAGGAAGAUCCAGGAAAAAAUCUGCUACCUACUUUUCUUUGCUUAAACUAAUGUAUUUUCGGGUAUUGGAGAUGAAAUUAUCAUAAAUCACAGUAUCUAAUCUAUCUUUUUGGCCCCAUAAAACACCAUCGUCACGGACGAAUGGCUGGUAUUUAAAAAUCAAAUCGGCCAUAAACAAUAAAAUGGCGUCCGGUUUUUUGUGUGUGCAAUGAAGUAAUUGUUUUCAUGAAAUAGGAAGAUAUAGUGUGAAUUUUACGAACUGUAAUGUUUUUUUGGUGAUCUUGCAGCACAAUGAACCUCAAUAACUCGUUUAGCGUGUUCAAAGACGUGCUUUUUGUUGGAAAUGAAGUGCGUGUCGUAUGUAGCUAGGUAGCGUCGUCGUCGUGCGCCGCCUUUAAUAUUGAGUUGAUUAGGGCAAAUCAAGUGGAUUCUUCGAUUAAGAAUGGUUUCCAAAGACGGGGCGGUAUAAUUAAGGCUAUAGGAGGACUAUUAGUGCGUGUGUUAGUCGGCGUUACGCUAGUGUGAUUGAUGGGUACGGUGCGCUAGUAGUUGUGAAAGCGAGCGUACAUACAUGUUCGCGAUGUUAAAACUGUCAUGAGGACUCGUGUUUACUAUCAAAUAGUGGAUUUGUGUUGGUCUGUUUGUUUUUAUUUUUAUGUUGUGAUAAAUAGUUGUUAAAAAUGUGUAUGCCUACGCCAAGCAAUGUGUCGGGCUUCGGAUAUCAAUGGGGCUUCACGAGCUCUGGAGAUCUAACGAAGGGCGAGGUUGAGACCCCUAGCAGCCUCAGUUACACCCUGGGGAAUAUGGUGUCCCCAGAAACAACCCUAACCGUGAUGUCUCACAAAACGCCACAAGUCCAAGAGAAGGUUGGAACAGUCUCCGUAGCUGUCAGCAAUACCGGCACACAAGUAACCAGGGUUGUCACUGCUGGGACUCCAGUAACGGCACGGAGAGCUAUGUUUGUCCUGAAUGAGACUCCACACACAAUUAACAGAGUUUCACAGAAUCAGACGGCAACUAUACAGACCCCUAUAUUUACAGCCACAAACCUCGCAGCAAAGCCCUUCAUGACCCCUAUCGGGCCAAUUCAGCUGACCGCCGAAGAAUGCAACGAGAUCCUCAUGAAGCGGGCCCUGCAAGCCCAGGGCAUCGCCACACCAGCUGUCAUAGAUGCUUCACAGAUCAAUCAUACUAUACUUAAUGGUGGGCUGAAGAGUCUAGCGGAGGCAACGACACAGCAAACACAGGUGGAAACGAUACAGACGACCACAGGUCAUCAACAUCAUCAGUUGAUGCAUACGAAGCAGGAGCCUGGGACGGCUAAUAAUUCGCCUAAAAGCUACGAGUUGGUCAGCUUCGAAGAUGGGGAAACCUCCGCUACAGUAAUACAGCACACGCAACUGCAAAAUGCGGUAUAUUCGCAGACGGAGCUGAUGUCCACGACGACCAUGUCGGCGGCGCCGCCGGCCGCCAUAAAGGAGCGCCCGUACGCCUGUGACGAGUGUGGAAAGUCCUUUUUGUUGAAGCACCAUCUUACUACGCAUGCGAGAGUGCAUACUGGUGAGCGGCCGCAUGUGUGCGCGCAUUGCGGGAAAGCGUUUGCGAGGAAGCAUUGUCUGAAUACGCAUCUGUUGCUGCAUUCGGCGGAUAGGCCGUUUAGGUGCCAUGAGUGUAAGAUGGCCUUUACGCUGAAGCAUCAUUUGGUUACGCAUUCAAGGGUUCACAGCCGAGACCGACCGUUCGUGUGCGGCGAGUGUGGGCGCGGGUUUCCCCUGAAGCGCCACCUCGUCACGCACAGCAAGUACCACGCCGGCGAGCGGCCCUACGUCUGCAGCGACUGCGGCGAGAGCUUCGCGCAGAAGGUGAGUGUCUGAACACACACAGCCGGGGCUCCUGAAGCGCCACCUCGUCACGCACAGCAAGUACCACGCCGGCGAGCGGCCCUACGUCUGCAGCGACUGCGGCGAGAGCUUCGCGCAGAAGGUGAGUGUCUGAACACACACAGCCGGGGCUCCUGAAGCGCCACCUCGUCACGCACAGCAAGUACCACGCCGGCGAGCGGCCCUACGUCUGCAGCGACUGCGGCGAGAGCUUCGCGCAGAAGGUGAGUGUCUGAACACACACAGCCGGGGCUCCUGAAGCGCCACCUCGUCACGCACAGCAAGUACCACGCCGGCGAGCGGCCCUACGUCUGCAGCGACUGCGGCGAGAGCUUCGCGCAGAAGGUGAGUGUCUGAACACACACAGCCGGGGCUCCUGAAGCGCCACCUCGUCACGCACAGCAAGUACCACGCCGGCGAGCGGCCCUACGUCUGCAGCGACUGCGGCGAGAGCUUCGCGCAGAAGGUGAGUGUCUGAACACACACAGCCGGGGCUCCUGAAGCGCCACCUCGUCACGCACAGCAAGUACCACGCCGGCGAGCGGCCCUACGUCUGCAGCGACUGCGGCGAGAGCUUCGCGCAGAAGGUGAGUGUCUGAACACACACAGCCGGGGCUCCUGAAGCGCCACCUCGUCACGCACAGCAAGUACCACGCCGGCGAGCGGCCCUACGUCUGCAGCGACUGCGGCGAGAGCUUCGCGCAGAAGGUGAGUGUCUGAACACACACAGCCGGGGCUCCUGAAGCGCCACCUCGUCACGCACAGCAAGUACCACGCCGGCGAGCGGCCCUACGUCUGCAGCGACUGCGGCGAGAGCUUCGCGCAGAAGGUGAGUGUCUGAACACACACAGCCGGGGCUCCUGAAGCGCCACCUCGUCACGCACAGCAAGUACCACGCCGGCGAGCGGCCCUACGUCUGCAGCGACUGCGGCGAGAGCUUCGCGCAGAAGGUGAGU
Cydia pomonella (codling moth) is the source of this 2871-nucleotide messenger RNA. Its product is annotated as gastrula zinc finger protein XlCGF57.1-like. Bases 716 to 1909 code for a protein of 397 amino acids. NCBI's taxonomy places the organism in Eukaryota, Metazoa, Arthropoda, Insecta, Lepidoptera, Tortricidae. The record is from RefSeq and is a predicted model, not a curated record. The transcript is spliced from 7 exons.